Messenger RNA from Fundulus heteroclitus (mummichog), 2744 nucleotides. It is a transcript of the gene prkg1b, whose product is annotated as protein kinase cGMP-dependent 1b. The record is from RefSeq and is a predicted model, not a curated record. Gene Ontology annotation, biological process: protein phosphorylation. The transcript has 18 exons. Gene Ontology annotation, molecular function: cGMP-dependent protein kinase activity; ATP binding. Bases 470 to 2539 code for a protein of 689 amino acids. NCBI's taxonomy places the organism in Eukaryota, Metazoa, Chordata, Actinopteri, Cyprinodontiformes, Fundulidae.
CAAGAAUAACAGCUGCAGAUAUUCCUGGAAUGUCUGCUAAAUAAAUGUAUUCGCACCAAGAGGGAACACGGAAGGUACCACUGACAAGGCAAAAUUUAGUUUUGAAAGACCUUCAACAGACGCAGCAUUUGUAAAGAGGAUUUUCUUCAGAAACUUUGAAGUUUAGGGAAUUCUUUCAAGAAUCUGGAGUUCCAAGGACUUUAGAUCAAAAGAAACAUUUGGAAAGCUCCAGAAAGUCAUUAAUACUCCAGAUGUUCAAGAGAAAAUCAGGCAAAGGCAUUUUCUGCUGCAUUAAACGAAGAAGCUUCAGGAGGAUGAUUAAAUCUUUUGCCUUUACAUGUCACUAAGACUGAGGGAGUGCUAUAACGAGACUGUGAGCGGGCUAACAUUUUAAAAAGCAACGAAGAACCCAAAGACAUCUCAGAGGACCUUGGCGACUGCAGUCCUUCUAGGACCACCCGAAGGAUCGAUGGGAACCCUGAGGGACCUGCAGUACGCUCUGCAGGAGAAGAUUGAGGAGCUGCGGCAGCGUGACGCCCUGAUCGACGAGUUGGAGCUGGAGCUUGACCAGAAGGACGAGCUGAUCCAGAGGCUGCAGAACGAGCUGGACAAGUACCGCUCAGUGAUACGACCCGCCACGGCCCAGCAGGUCCAGGCCCAGCAGCAGAACCUGGUUCUGCAGCCGGACCAGCACCGCAGCAAGAGGCAGGCCAUCUCUGCAGAGCCCACUGCCUUUGACAUCAGCGAGCUGUGCCACGUCACGUUGCCCUUCUACCCCAAGAGCCCACAGUCAAAGGAGCUGAUAAAGGAUGCCAUCCUGGACAAUGACUUCAUGAAGAACCUGGAGCUCUCUCAGAUCCAGGAGAUCGUGGACUGUAUGUACCCAGUGGAUUAUGGGAAGGACGCCUGCAUCAUAAAGGAAGGAGACGUGGGCUCACUGGUGUUCGUGAUGGAAGAUGGGAAGGUGGAGGUGACCAAAGAGGGGAUGAAGCUGUGCACAAUGGGACCUGGGAAAGUUUUCGGAGAGCUGGCCAUCCUCUACAAUUGCACCCGCACCGCUACAGUCAAGACUCUGACCCAUGUGAAGCUGUGGGCCAUCGACCGGCAGUGCUUUCAGACCAUCAUGAUGAGGACCGGCCUCAUCAAACAUUCUGAAUACAUGGACUUCCUGAAGAGUGUUCCAACUUUCCAGGGUCUUACUGAAGAAACUCUGAGUAAACUGGCAGAUGUCAUGGAGGAGACUCACUAUGACGACGGAGAGUACAUCAUCCGACAGGGAGCACGAGGCGACACCUUCUUCAUCAUCAGCAAGGGAAAGGUGAACGUGACUAAGGGGGAUUUAGCCAAUCAGGAGCCAGUUCACCUGAGGGAGCUCGGCAGAGGGGACUGGUUUGGAGAGCGAGCGCUCCAAGGGGAAGACGUGAGAACCGCCAACGUGAUUGCUGUUGAGCCCGUCACCUGCCUGGUCAUCGACAGAGACUCCUUCAAGCAUUUGAUUGGCGGACUGGAUGACGUCUCAAAUAAAGUCUACGAGGAUGCGGAAGCCAAAGCCAAGUACGAAGCCGAGAACGCCUUCUUCUCCAACGUAAAGCUCAAUGACUUCAACAUCAUUGAUACGCUGGGAGUUGGAGGCUUUGGACGAGUUGAACUGGUGCAGCUGAAGAACGAAGAGGCCAAAACAUUUGCCAUGAAGAUUCUGAAGAAGCGUCACAUCGUGGACACGAGGCAACAGGAGCACAUCCGUGCAGAGAAACACAUCAUGACCGAAGCACACUCAGACUUCAUCGUCAGGUUGUACCGGACCUUUAAAGACAGCAAAUAUCUAUACAUGCUGUUGGAGGCGUGUCUGGGUGGAGAGCUGUGGACUAUUCUGAGAGACAGAGGUUCAUUUGAUGACUUAACCACUCGGUUCUACACGGGCUGCGUGGUUGAGGCAUUUGCCUACCUGCAUGCCAAAGGCAUCAUCUACAGAGACCUGAAACCUGAGAACCUGAUCCUGGACAGCCGGGGAUAUGCCAAGCUGGUGGAUUUUGGCUUUGCAAAGAAGAUCGGAUUGUGUAAGAAAACCUGGACGUUCUGUGGAACGCCGGAGUAUGUUGCGCCGGAGAUCAUCUUGAACAAAGGUCACGAUGUGUCAGCAGACUACUGGUCUCUAGGAAUCCUGAUGUAUGAGCUGCUGACCGGCAGUCCUCCGUUCUCAGGACCUGAUCCAAUGAAAACUUACAACGUCAUCCUGAGAGGCAUUGACAUGAUUGAGUUCCCCGAGAAGAUCACCAAGAAUGCAGCCAACCUCAUCAAGAAGCUCUGCAGGGAUAGUCCAUCGGAGAGACUCGGGAAUCUGAAAAAUGGAGUAAAAGAUAUCCAGAAGCACAAGUGGUUCGAAGGGUUUAACUGGGAGGGACUGAGAAAAGGAACUCUGACUCCGCCCAUCACACCGAAGGUGUCCUCUCCAAUCGACACCAGUAACUUUGACAGUUUUCCAGAAGACAUGGACGAGCCGCCCCCUGAUGAUAACUCAGGAUGGGACUACGACUUUUAAACUGAGUCGGCCUCUCUAAUGCGGCAUUAAGGAUGAAGACCCACUAGGCAAAACUUGGGUCGUUAAACGACUGGAGCUCAAAGUGUUACCAGAAGCAAAUGAGGACGGAUCUCUGGAAGAUUAAUCUGAUCCGGCGGAUUCGUUCAGACAGAGCUAAACGAUGAAGGAGCUCAAAGUCCAGAGAUGGGGGUUUGUUCUCUGGGGC